CUGGUGGGCAAGUGGCUAUCCCUUUGUGGAUAAGCGAAUGACAAUCUCCUGUUCCCUGCCACUGCCAACUGAUCCGUUUGGAUGAAUCCAUCCCGUUCAGCCUGCGCCGCCAAUCAGUAUCCCGUGCCGCGCCCAUGUGUCGUCGGUCAAGUGCGGAGUCCGACUCUAGUUCGGUUGGGCUGGGUUUAGCUCGACGCGCCCCAGGCUUAGUUUGCUUGAUCCCACCUACACGACUGAUAUGCCAAUCGGCACCCCAAUCCCCUUGCACGUGGACGACGUACCUUGUUGAUGGUCGCUUAUCAGCGCAUGGCUGCAGGUUUCUCGUCCGUCGCUAUGGCAGCUUCCCAGACAGAUAAAGCCCGGCCGCCUCGCGAUCGUCUGGAUCUGCGAUACGGGCUCCAAUAUCUCUCACCAUGAAGGCUACUACCGCUUCUGUCCUGCUGGCGCUGUCCGCAGCCGUCAAUGGCCGCCCUGUCGUCGAUACCGAGUACGCCUACACGGGUCCGGAUGUUCCAGUUGGCGAUUGGGUUGAUCCUACCAUCAAUGGCAACGGCAAGGGAUUCCCCCGUCUGGUUGAGCCACCCGCUGUGAAGCCUGCCUCCUCCAACCCGACCAACAACGUGAACGUGAUUUCGCUGUCCUACGUUCCCGACGGCAUUCACAUUCACUACCAGACCCCCUUUGGUCUGGGCCGUGCUCCGGAAAUCAAGUGGGGAAAACACCCUAAGAACCUUAAUAAGGUCGCUUCGGGCUUCACCCAUACCUAUGACCGCACUCCGUCUUGCUCCCAGGUCAAGGCCGUCACCCAGUGCAGUCAAUUCUUCCACGAGGUCUCUCUCGACGACCUGAAUCCUGGCACCACCUACUACUACCAGAUUCCCGCUGCCAAUGGUACCACCGCGUCCGAAGUUUUGAGCUUCAAGACCGCCCAGAAAGCCGGUGACCCCAAGGAGUUCAGCGUUGCUGUCCUGAACGAUAUGGGCUACACCAAUGCCCACGGUACUCACAAGUAUCUGGCACAGGCUGCCAACGAGGGCGCUGCUUUCGCUUGGCACGGUGGAGAUAUCAGCUAUGCUGAUGACUGGUACUCGGGUAUUCUACCUUGUGCCGAUGACUGGCCCGUUUGCUACAACGGCACCAGCACUACCCUGCCUGGCGGCGGUGCCAUCCCCGAUGAGUACAAGCAGCCCCUUCCUAAGGGCGAGAUUGCCAACCAGGGUGGUCCCCAGGGUGGUGAUAUGAGUGUCCUAUACGAGUCUAACUGGGAUCUGUGGCAGCAGUGGAUGGGUGAUGUCACCAAGAAGAUUCCCUACAUGGUUUUGCCCGGUAACCACGAGGCUGCUUGUGCCGAGUUCGACGGCCCCAACAACAUCCUCACUGCUUAUCUGAAUGAUAACAAAGCCAACAGCAGUGCUGCCAAGGACGCUCUGACUUACUAUAGCUGCCCGCCUUCCCAGAGAAACUUCACUGCCUACCAGCACCGUUUCCGUAUGCCCGGUGAGGAGUCUGGUGGUGUCGGCAACUUCUGGUAUUCUUUCGACUACGGUCUUGCCCACUUCGUCUCCAUCGACGGCGAGACCGACUUCGCCAACAGCCCCGAGUGGUCCUUUGCCGAGGAUCUCUCCGGCAACGAGACCCACCCGCAGGAGUCGGAGACCUUCAUCACCGAUAGUGGUCCCUUCGGUGCUGUUGAUGGUAGCGUCAAGGACACUAAGUCUUACGAGCAGUACAAGUGGCUGAAGAAGGACUUGGAGAGUGUGGACCGCAAGAAGACUCCCUGGGUCAUUGCUAUGAGCCAUCGUCCUAUGUACAGCUCUGCCUACUCCUCUUAUCAGCUGCAUCUCCGCCAGGCAUUUGAGAGCCUGAUGCUCGAGAACGGUGUUGACGCGUACAUUUCUGGUCACAUCCACUGGUACGAGCGUCUCUUCCCCCUCGGCACCAACGGCACUAUCGACACUGGCUCCAUCAUCAACAACAACACCUACCGCACCAACGCCGGCAAGUCCAUGACUCACCUCAUCAACGGUGCCGCCGGAAACCUCGAGAGCCACAGCGAGUUCAGCACCGGCCAGAGUCAGAAGAACAUCACUGCCGUCCUCAACAACGUGGACUUUGGCUUUAGCAAGUUGACGGUUGUCAGCGCGACUACCCUGAAGUGGGAGUACAUCCGCGGCCAGGAUGGAAAGGUUGGUGAUUCUCUGACGCUGCUGAAGCCGGCUAGCCACAAGUCUGGCAAGCGCAUGCCCGCUAUUUAAUUGGUGAAAAACGCUAUCUGGAUGAUUUAUGUAUGCAUAGAUGAAUGUUGUAUAUAUAAGCUGUAACCGAUGAUUUCAAUACCUAGGAAUAUGCUUUUCCAUAUCGAACCAUUCAAAUAUCUG
Messenger RNA from Penicillium brasilianum, 2378 nucleotides. The record is from the annotation of a GenBank genome assembly. NCBI's taxonomy places the organism in Eukaryota, Fungi, Ascomycota, Eurotiomycetes, Eurotiales, Aspergillaceae.